CUUAUCACACAGGGUUAACAUCAGCACCGUUGAUAUCACCGCUAUUUUCUCCCAAAUCUCCGUCACCAGAGGGAAAAUAUCGCUUUGCUGCGGUCGCUGCUGACAACGCAGAAUGUUCCAAAAUAGGAAAUCACGUGAUGGCGGUACAAGGGGGGAGUGCUGUCGAUGCGGCAAUAGCGGCCAUCUUGUGUGUGGGGAUUCACAACAUGCAAAGUUGUGGUAUAGGCGGUGGUCAUUUUCUCAUGUACUAUAACAGGCAUUUGGACAAGAUGCACUCUGUGGUAUCUCGGGAGCAGGCGCCCUCCAUGGCAACUGAGGACAUGUUUACUUCCGAAAAGAAUUCCUCCUCCACUGCAGGUGGAAAAGCUAUUGCAAUUCCGGGGGAGAUUCGCGGUUUAUAUGAAGCUUGGAAACUGGGCGGUCGUUUACCAUGGAAACAGCUAAUUCAGCCAACAAUAAAGCUUUGUAGAGAUGGUUUCCGUGUAAGCAAAGCAUUGAGGGAAGCCAUGGUUUUCGAAAAAGAUUUUGCGGAUGAAUUCCCUGGAUUUAAACAACUGAUCACGAAUCCAUCCACGGGUGCAUUGUAUAUAGAAGGCGAAAUUAUGAAACUUCCAAAAUUGGCUCGAACAUUCGAGCUUAUCGCAGACAAAGGACCACACGCGUUUUAUAAUGGAACAUUAGCAGACGACAUAGUAGCAGACAUACAGGAGGCGGGCGGUAUAAUCACGAAAGACGAUUUGGCCAACUAUACGUCACUGGUUGAAGACGCGUUACAUUUUCAUCUACAUGACAACAAUACCGUAUACUCGCCACCUCUUCCAUCAAGUGGAGCCGUGUACCUGUUCAUAUUGAACAUCCUCAAAGAUUACAACUUUACUGCGGAUAGCGUAUCAAACGUUGCCAAGGCGACCACCACAUGGCACCGUGUGACAGAAGCAAUGAAGCAUGCUUAUUCAUUGCGAACAAACCUUGGUGACAGCACCGUUGGCUCGGAUGCAUUCAGGACGUAUGUUACAAAGCUUGUGCAGAACAUGACUGAUCCUUCAUUUGGCUUCACCCACAAGCAACAGAUCGAUGAUUCGCGAACGUUCGGUUCGGACUACUACAAACCAAUAUUGCACAGCGCCUGGGAGGAUCACGGCACCGCCCACCUGUCCGGCAUUGGGCCAAACGGAGACGCAGUGUCCAUAACAAGCACAACCAACCUGCGCUUUGGUUCCAAAGUGAUCGGCAGUCGAACGGGAAUCAUAUUCAACAACGAAAUGGACGAUUUCUCUACUCCGGGGACAGUGAACUAUUUCGGGGUACCGGCUUCUAAGGCGAAUUUUAUAGCUCCUUGGAAGCGUCCCAUGUCGUCCAUGUGUCCAAGCAUUGUAGUUGAUGGAGACGGUAAUGUGAGACUGGUCAUCGGAGCUGCAGGUGGUACAAGAAUUACAACUACAACAGCUUUGGUGACGAUUGAGACACUACAGUUUAAAUGGGGAAUCAAAGAAUCUAUAGACUAUCCGAGGAUUCAUCACCAGUUGUUUCCCGAUUAUAUUCGAAUCCAAGAAGGAUUUCCACAGAUUGUGAUAGAUGGUCUGAGAGCUCUCGGCCACAACGUGUCUGUUGUUGCGAGCGCGAGUAGCACAUGUCAGGGAGUCUUGCGUCAGGGAGACUACAUCAUGGCGAAUUCCGACUACAGGAAAUAUGGCGAACCCGAUGGAUAUUAGCCAUUAAAGCAUAAACAGAUUGGUGUUUACCUCAUGUUAAAAACCAGGACAAAUAAAAUGUUCAUUUUCUUAA
Dreissena polymorpha is the source of this 1785-nucleotide messenger RNA. RefSeq names its product glutathione hydrolase 1 proenzyme-like. Gene Ontology annotation, molecular function: glutathione gamma-glutamate hydrolase. Lineage: Eukaryota; Metazoa; Mollusca; Bivalvia; Myida; Dreissenidae. Gene Ontology annotation, biological process: glutathione catabolic process. The record is from RefSeq and is a predicted model, not a curated record. Bases 138 to 1712 code for a protein of 524 amino acids. The transcript is spliced from 11 exons. Gene Ontology annotation, cellular component: plasma membrane.